AUGGAGGUCGGAGCUCAUGUGUGGCUGCGACGCGAGGACUCCCAUUGGGGAUGGGUUCCAGCGAUUGUAACCAACAAAGAACCUGUGACGGCUCGUGGAGUAGAAUUGAUGCAGUUGACUCUCAAUGACGAUCCAAACAUUGAGGUGACAAUGCCUCCUCCGGCCAAUUCAAAGCGUGGAAGGUCAAGCUUCAAUGAUCACCAGUCCUUCCAGGAAGUCAUUGUUGUUGACCCAGAACAAUUGAAAACUGCCGACCACGAUGACAUCAAGCUACGGAACCUGCCAACAUCAUACCAACUAUCAGGGGAAGAUGCUGAAGCCGGUGUCAUUGCAAGUCCGUCCACGCAUAGCGACAGCAGCAUUGUUGGAGGCGUUGACGAUCUCAUUGAACUGACGCAUCUUCACGAACCAGCCAUUCUCCACGCUCUGCGGCUGCGAUAUGACGCGGACAUCAUCUACACGUCCACGGGUCCAAUUCUCAUUGCCGUCAAUCCCUUCAAGCCAAUGCCAUUGUAUUCAGAUCAGAUGAUGGAGCAGUAUAGAAUGCAAGGAGAGCUGGGAAUUGUUCCAUCAUCUCCCACAACAACAACAUCUGCAUUCGUCACACCCUUUCGAAAGCGCAAAGAAGCACCCUCUGUAAACAAGCGACUUCCGCCACAUGUCUACCAAACAGCCGAUGAUUCAUACCGUGCAAUGAUGAGAGGGCUAGAGAACAAAGCCCUCAUGAACAACAACCGAAACAGUGUCGAGAGCCGUAUGUUGGCUCUCAAGGGCUCUAACCACACCAACCAAAGCAUCCUUGUGUCGGGAGAAAGUGGAGCAGGAAAGACUGUCACAACCAAAAUUGUUCUCAACUACUUUGCAAUGCUAUCCAAGAUUCAGAGUGAUCAACUCCAAAGAUCAACUCCCAGAAAGAAUGGCUCUCCUUCAUAUCAUCAACCAAUGUACGAUGAUGUCACAACCGAACAGCAAGUCCUACAAAGCAAUCCUAUCCUUGAAUCCUUUGGAAAUGCUCGCACCAGCCGAAACGAUAACUCCUCUCGAUUCGGGAAGUACAUUGACAUUAGCUUUAGUCGGUCUGGAAAGCUUUCGGGGGCUUCCAUUGAGACUUACCUACUGGAAAAGGUUCGCCUCAUUCAUCCGUCCAGUGGCGAGCGCAACUAUCAUGUCUUUUAUCAGUUCUUGAGCAGUGCAACGGGAAAAGAACGCAGAGACUUCUAUCUUGGCAACAAGAGAGUGGGAGACUUUCGCCUUCUUUCUUCCAGUGGCACCUACGACCGUCGUGAUGGGGUUAGUGACGAGGCCAACCAUCAAGAGAUGCUUGAUGCCAUGGUGACAAUGGGUUUUGAAGCCGCCACAAUUCAGUCUCUUAUGAGACUCGUGGUUGCUGUGUUGUUUGCUGGCAACAUGACCUUUACACCCACGAAAGACGGUGAGGCCUGCACUCUUGACAAAUCUGAUUCAGCUUUGGCAUGUGCUUCCCUACUAGGCAUCACAUACGAAGGACUCGCAAGCGCUUUGACAGCCAGAACGAUCCUCGCUGGGGAAGAGGUCGUCCACAAGACUCUUACAUUUGAAGAAGCGACGAAAGCACUUGAAGCUCUCAUCAAGGCUGUAUACGGGGCAGCGUUCGACUAUGUCGUCGAGAAUGUAAAUGAAAGCAUUUACGAUGCAGACGUUGCUCAUGAAGCCGCUGCAUCCAUUGGUGUCCUUGAUAUAUUUGGGUUCGAAAGCUUUCAGACGAACAGCUUUGAACAAUUGUGCAUUAACUACACUAACGAAGCCCUCCAACAGCAAUUCAACAAGUACGUGUUCAAGCUGGAACAGCAAGAGUACGAGAGAGAGGGUAUCAUGUGGAAGUUCAUUGCCUUCCCCGACAACCAGGACGUCUUGGACUUGAUCGAUAAGAAGCAUACUGGGAUCCUUGCUCUGCUUGAUGAACAGUGCAUCCUUCCUCGCAGUACGGAUCAAAAGUUCACAAGAUAUUUGUACGCACGGUGUGACAAACACACACGCUUCAGCGCAUCGUCGGCACAGCGGGUUGAUUACCUGUUCAGCAUUGAGCACUAUGCUGGCUACGUGGCAUACACUACCGACUCGUGGCUCGAGAAGAACAAGGACCAACUUCCAGCAGCCUCAUCUGACCUUCUUAAUUCAUCGACGUUCGGUCUUAUCGGCGACAUCAAGAAGUUCAUCCGAAGCGAAGAUCGAGCAGGACGCGGUACAGUUGCGACCAAGUCAGUGAGCUCUCAGUUCUCCACACAACUUCGCAUUCUUCGUAAUCGAAUUGACGUCACGACGCCGCACUACAUUCGGUGUUUGAAACCCAACGACGAACUUUCUCCAAACUUCUUCGAGCCAAAGAAUGUUGUAGAGCAACUGCGUUGCGGUGGAGUACUCGAAGCCGUCCGCGUAAGUCGUGCAGGUUACCCAACGCGUUAUCCUCAUGACAUCUUCAUGGCGCGUUACUACAUCCUGGGUGACAAGAAAGACAUUACGCCAAUGUCUCCCAUCUUCUCUCCGACCAGCUCCAACACACCGAAGGAGGAGGACCUGAAGCGAUUGAUCUCCAAGAUUGCGUUCGACCUUUGGGAAGCUGACCACAUUGCGAUGGAGAAUCUUAUCCAAGCCGAGAAGAUGGCUUCGGAGUCCGAGUCGCCAUCCAAGAAGUUUGGGAAACAACUGUUCCCCGAUAACAAUGGGAAUAAAAAGAUCAACACCGGGCCAGCCUCCGUCAAUGCUCCGCCAUUUUCUCUCGUCGUCGAAAGCUCGGUCAUGACACCGGAAGCGCAGAGGAAAAAGAAGCUUGGUCAACGCAGCAAGCGCCGUGAAUCGCAUCACGUGACGCGCCCAGAGACCGAGGCUGACUUUUUGAAGCUGGAUUUCGCCUCCCGUUGUGCUGUUGCCGGCCUGCAGCUGGGUCGAACCAAAGUUUUCCUCCGGCGAGAAGCCUUUGACCGGAUCGAAGCUAUGCGCUCUGACAAGUUUUGCGAAGCCGCGCGCACCAUUCAGAAAGUUGUCCGCGGCAAAUUAUGCAAGAUGUACUACGGACAAAUGCGUCGAGCCGCCAUCAAGAUUCAAAGCUUGAUUCGUAUGCGCCUUUCAACCUUUGAGUUAUACGAACGACGAGUGAUAUAUGCUGCUGUCAAGAUCCAAGCUGCCUGGCGAUCAUUCUAUGCCCGCUUAACGUACUACGAGAUUGGCUUUGCUCGAAGGGAUGCCGCAAGGGCGAUCCAACGAGCAUACCGCAGCUACGUUGUGCGCACGAGGGAACCUCAAUUUCAUCUUUCUGAGGAUGAUAUCCUUCGUGCAAUCGUUGCAGUGCAAGCCAUGUAUCGAGGAGCGGCGGCCAGGGCCUACGUUACUGAAAUAUUGAAUUCCUAUCAGGAAGCACCAACACCUUCUCCUGUCAAGAGUUUGCCUGCCGCUGCGCCUGAACCCAGUGCUCGACAGAUUGCUCUGCAUGAAAGUCCUCAGAAAGAGAUUGUGCCGCUGGCCGCCAACCCCGCAAUGACCACCGAAUUGUUUCGAGAGAUUCAGAUGGAAAACUGGGCAAUGGUCGAGAGUAUUUUGGACAAGCACCCUGAACUCGCACAGUUGCCAGACUUGAAGACCGGAGAGCUUGCACUGCACAAGAUUUCACGGCACACCAGCGCGUGGACCUUGCUGAUCGACAUGGCCUUGGUUCUUUAUCCGAAAGCUUUGGUGCAUCGCGACAACAUGGGGGCUCUGCCAAUUCACCAUGCCGCAGCUCAUGACAAUCUCGCAGCAUUGGAGAUCAUUUAUAGUGCUUACAAAGAAGGGAUUAAGGAUGCGGACAACAUUGGUCGGCUUCCUAUCCACGUUGCGGCUCACUACGAUGCAAUCGACGCCAUCAAAUUCCUGCUCGCAAAAUCACCUGAGGGUGCUUACACAAUGGUCGUUCGUCCUCAAGACAAUUCUGGAGGCGGCCUUCCUCUCCACGUGGCAUGCAGCAAUCAUGCCUCUGUCGGAGUCAUCACUGCUUUGCUGGCGGAGAACUUUGCCUCUGCCAAACGCACCGAUGAGAAUGGUGAUUUACCUCUACACUUGCUACUUCGUCGAGGUGACGGAGUGGAUCCUGUGGUUGUGAAGACUCUUUUGACCUGUUUUGCCAAUGCCGUGUCACGAACAGACAUGCAUGGUGAUCUUCCACUGGCAAUUGCGAUCAAGAGCCGAUGUCGCUCCGCUGUCAUCAACGCUAUUCUCAUGCAGUAUCCCGAGGCCGCGGGCGCCCUCAAUGGAGCAGGGCACAGUGCUCUUUUCCUUGCAUUCCAGCACAAUGCAGAUGAUAGAACAAUCAUGGGGUUACUGAAUCAUGCUCCCGAGCUUGCUACUGCCGUUGACAAGAAGACAGGAAUGCUUCCAAUUCAAGUUGCAACAGAGAAUGAGCACUCCCAUUUCAUUGUUCACAAUUUGUUGAAGCGAGACAUGCCUAUUGAUGUGAAGGAGAAGGUCCGAGCACAGCUUGUUCCUCAUCGAUAUUCAUGGAACCACGUUGUCUCGAAUACGGAUGACCUGUAUCAUCAAGUUGUCACAAAGAUAUUACAGUCCUGUACACAGCCCCAAGUUUUGGCCCUCGCGCAUGUGGAAGGCCCUGACGGAACCAUCGCACUCGCCGCUGCUACUCCAGUCUGCAAACACGAAAUGCGAGUUAUGUUGCGACUCUUCAACACUCUCGAAGUUGUCAACCAAAAGCCAGCAUACACGAACCCCCACAGCGACACUCAAAUCUUUUACGCUUUGAGAUACGACCCCCCGGCUCAAAAGAAUGGAACUUACACUGUCCUUCACGACGAGCGCGACCAAAAUGGCGACAACGACUACCUUGAAGAUUGGGAUGACUCUUCUCAGGUGUCGGCCAUUUCACGCAAUAGCAUUCGGUCCACCCUCACAAGUCGUUCUCAGCAGACAAUCGAGGACAAGCUUCGUCAGAUCAGAAAAGAAAAGGGACAGCAAGUCAUUGCGAAGCUCACGUCGCGCUCUGAUGUUGUUGAAAGGGAGCUGAAGGUUCGCAAGGACUAUCAUCUUUCCCGUCACUAUGUACCUGCGAUCAUCAGUGUCCAUCAUACCGUCCAGCAUGCUGCUUACUCGGAGGCCAUGGCGGAACCUGGCUAUUGUAUUACGAUGGAAGGUGCUGACACAACUGCUGAAAACCUCAUGCUUGACAUGCGCAAAAACAAGAAGAGGUUUCCUACCAAGGCACUGAAACGCGUCGGCAUUUCACUCAUGCACUUGCACGAACAUGGAAUUAUCCACGGAGACUUUGGCACGCACAACAUUGGAAAGUUUGGCAGUCGGUGGAAACUCCUCGGUGUUGGCGGCAGUGUUACCCUCGGUGAGCCGACAGAUCCUACACGAGGUUUCUAUCAUCCGCCCGAAUCGAUUGUAGUAGAGAACAAGAGAGGCGCCAUAGGAGCGAUUGGGAAGAAGAAUCUGCAGGCAACCACCAUGUCCAUUCCUGCCGAUCCAACCUACGACAUUUGGGCCUUUGGUGUGGUAGUGUACGAAGCCAUUGCCGGCCUUCCGCUUUCGCCCUAUGCUUGCCGUGGCAAACGAGAAAUGAACGCAUCUGAGGUUUGCAAAAUUGGUCUGUGGGAUGAAAACAGCGUCAGGAAGGCUCUCAAGCAUGUCCAGGACGAUGAUGUUGCAAGGGACUUUGUGAAGCACUUGCUACACCAUGAUCCUGUCAAGCGAUUCAAUUCUAUGCGACAAGUUCUUGAGCAUCCCUUUUUUUUAGGAGGGAAGGUGGAGGGUAAAAGCUCGUCCUCCGCCGACCCCACAAGCCCCACUACACUGACCACGAACAACAGCAGUGGCGCCAACGCUUCUCGCCCAACAUCCAACCGCCAAACAUACCCCGGCCCGUCGAACAACAGCAAGAAGACAAGUCAAACAAGAGCAGUUGACCAUCCCGCUGUCACGAAGGCCGAUUCAGCCGAGAGCUCAAUUGAGAACUAUCGCAAUGGCGUCAAGAGUUCGUCGCGACGGUCUUCCGGUACAAGUUCGACUAAUCGCUCGAGCCCAACUUCUUCCAUGGAUUCUCGACGUAGCUUUCGUGGUCUGAGGAAGAUUCGAAUGAGAUCUGGCAGCAGACAGCAGGCAAGCUGA
Molecule: messenger RNA, 6129 nt
Organism: Seminavis robusta
Lineage: Eukaryota; Bacillariophyta; Bacillariophyceae; Naviculales; Naviculaceae
Source: the annotation of a GenBank genome assembly